CACGACUAAAUCCAAUAAGGGAUGACGCUGCCACCAUGGCACCCUCCGAUGACGAUGACGAUCUUAAACGGGCGAUCGCGAUGUCUCUUGCAGAGGCUAGUUCUCCGAUUGCCAACGUCGCCAAACUCGCGUCGGACGACGAAGAUGAGGAGAUGCGGCAUGCGAUCGCUCUCUCACUACAAGAUAGCAACGCAGAUCCCGGGACGCUCGAAGCUACCGUCUCUCACCCCCCAGAGUACGCUUUUGCGGAGGCCUCUCAACAAAACAAGCGCACCCAAUGCAGGACAGAAAACGCAUCAAGCACUUCAGCAUCCUCUAAGCCGUCUGGGCUGUUCGGCCUAGAUCGAAAGGCCAUGGAGGAAGAGCGGCUCGCAAGGCUAGGCAAGCGGAAACGCAGCGCAUCCCCAGAGCGACCUUCUAAACUCAUCACUAAAACACCGGGUGUGUCGAAUGCGGACGAGAAGAGCCGGACAUCGUGCAACGGUCCCAAUUUGAAAUAUCCCAAGGGGACAGUGAAGCGAACAUGGGCGUUCAAACACCCACGAACAGACGAUAUCAAGAUCGAGGAAGUCCUUCAAGCAUCUACCGUCAAUAUCGCGGUCUUGAGCGCUUUCCAGUGGGAGGACAACUGGCUCUUCGACAAAAUGACUCCCGAGAUCACGAAGCAGAUCUGGAUCAUGAGUGCCAAGGGAGAAGAUGUCCAGAGUAAAAUGCGGCGCGAGGCCGUUGCAUGUGGAAUCCCGAAUUUCAAACAGCACUUCCCGCCUAUGAACGGCCAGAUCAUGAAUAUGCACAGCAAGUUGAUGCUGCUGUUCCACAAAGACUACUUACGGAUCGUGAUACCGACUGCGAACAUGAUUGCCGUGGACUGGGGAGAGACGAACAAAGAUCCGAGGACGGGAGAGUCGUGGCAGCCUGCGGUCAUGGAGAACACCGUUUUCUUGAUCGACCUACCGCGCCGCCCGGACGGGAAGCCAGCCGAGGAAGCAGAGACGGCGUUUGGAAAGGAGCUUGUGUAUUUCCUGACUUCUCAAGAGCUUGGCCGGAACGUGCUGGAGGGGCUGCUGAAGCACAACUUUUCUGAGACGAAGCAUUUAAGGUUUGUCCAUUCUAUCGGUGGCAAUCAUUCCGGCAAAGAUCCGAAUCGCCAUCGAACGGGCCUGCCUGGCCUUGCACUGGGUAUUCACGAGCUGGGGCUCGAUCAAGUCAAGACGCUUGAAAUAGACUACGCAGCAUCAUCCUUGGGCGCACUGAAGGAGCCGUUCCUGAAACAAAUAUACCUCGCUGCCUGUGGGAUCUCGCCGCUAUCGGAGGAUAAAGCGCCGGCCGACUUUCUCGAUCGCUUUCGAAUAUACUUCCCGACUAAGGAGACAGUCGUCAACAGCACCGGCGGAGCUCGCUGCGGUGGAAUCAUCACUCUAGCGAGGGCGCACUAUGACAGCCCUGGUUUCCCCAAGCAGUGCAUGCGCGAUUACGUCUCGACGCGCAAAGGCGUGUUGUCCCACAACAAACUGCUCCUCGCGCGAGGUCGCAAAAACGACGGGAAGCCCUUCGCGUGGGCCUAUAUUGGGUCCGCAAAUAUCUCUGAGUCCGCGUGGGGUGCGCCGAAGAUAUUGAAAAACGGCAAAGAAAGUUUGAAUAUCAGGAAUUGGGAAUGCGGUGUCAUUGUGCCGGUUCCUGACGAGGCGUUGGAGAAGGUCAAACUAGCUGAUGAUGAAGUGCCUCCGAUGAGUGUGUUUGAGGGCACAGUGGAGGUCCCGUUUCAGUACCCAGGGGAGAAGUAUGAGGGACGGGAGCCUUGGUUCUCCAAGGGGUAGAGUAGAUUGCGGUAGCCGAUAAAGGACGCCUGGCAGUUGGAUACAACGCGUUGGUUUUGCACGGGAGGACGUACUCGUAUAGCGCGUAUAGCAUGUGAUGGUGCGGAACGGCUAGGCUUGAUGCAGGAUGGCGCCGCAAGAACCAUGUGCAGAUCUAGGGCGGACAAAUGCGGCGGAGAGUGCAU
This is a messenger RNA of Trematosphaeria pertusa, 2002 nucleotides long. Its product is annotated as phospholipase D/nuclease. The coding region runs from base 36 to 1817 and encodes 593 amino acids. Lineage: Eukaryota; Fungi; Ascomycota; Dothideomycetes; Pleosporales; Trematosphaeriaceae. Gene Ontology annotation, cellular component: nucleus. Gene Ontology annotation, biological process: double-strand break repair; single strand break repair. The transcript is spliced from 2 exons. Gene Ontology annotation, molecular function: 3'-tyrosyl-DNA phosphodiesterase activity; double-stranded DNA binding; single-stranded DNA binding. The record is from RefSeq and is a predicted model, not a curated record.